Megalobrama amblycephala (Wuchang bream) is the source of this 2012-nucleotide messenger RNA. RefSeq lists its product as uncharacterized. The record is from RefSeq and is a predicted model, not a curated record. The transcript is spliced from 6 exons. NCBI's taxonomy places the organism in Eukaryota, Metazoa, Chordata, Actinopteri, Cypriniformes, Xenocyprididae. The coding region runs from base 186 to 2012 and encodes 608 amino acids.
CUUUUUUUUUCUUUUUUGAAUUUACAGGUACGCUGGCUAGUGACACCUUCUUCCAGGCGUAUCUUUUGGAUGGACUUGCAAGGUGGAAUGAGGACCGGGCUGUGGCAGCAACAACUGAUGAGCAGCAGCCACAUUCCUACCAUCAUCUUCUGCAUCAUGCUGUCAAUACUCUUGCAGAGAAGGUUAUGGGCAUGAAAAUCACCCCUUAUGUUGGGCAAAGAAAGUACACUGGUGAGCUUAUUGGAGUGGAAUACCUUUACGAGCAAACUGGUAACGUUCUGCAGGACUACAAGUUGGCCAUUGAAGAGUUAGAGACCACUGAGGUUGUUAUAGAGGAGGAUGAAGAUUAUGCUGAACUUGAGGAGUUUCAGGACAUCACUGUCCCCACCGUUGACACAGAACGGACACCUGCUGCCUCUUCACAAGCAUUAGUGUCUGCAGCAUCAUCUCCAACCCCUCCAGCAACCAGCCCCAUGUCAUCACUGUCUGUGGUCCCUCCAUCACCAGUGACACCUCCUGUUUCCAGCUCCACGUCAUCACAGUUUGUAGUCUCUCCAUCACCAGUGAAAUCUCCUGUUUCCAGCUCCACGUCAUCACUGUCUGUGGUCCGUCCAUCACCAGUGAAAUCUCCUGUUUCCAGCUCCACGUCAUCACUGUCUGUGGUCCCUCCAUCACCAGUGAAAUCUCCUGUCAAUCUCCAAUCAAAGCCAUCACUCUCUCUUGUGGCACAUAGCUUCCCAGUGGAUCAGUUAUCUGCAGAAACUGAUCUUCCAACAUCUGAAGAGAAUAUUUCACAUGAUGAUUCUGUUGGUCCUGAUAAUAUUGAGGGGUAUGGAGCCGUGCAGGACUUGGCAGAGUUUUUGGUUAGCCUCAGAGACCACUGUCUGGCCUUGACUGGAGAAGAGUGUGUCAAGAUCAUCACCCUAUGGCAGGCACUGGGGGAGUAUGACAAGAAAAAGACCAUUUACUCAUCACGUCAUCAAACCACCCUAAAACAGGGACGAUUCAGGGCCACUAAGAAGAUUGUGGCACCAGGUGUGGAGAGCACUAAAAGGUGUUUCGUUGGGGCUCAUAGUCCUGCACAGUGGCCUGACUGCAACCGAGUGGUGGAGGCCAUCUUCACAAGGCUCUGUGCUCUCUACCCAAAUGCGGUGCGCUGUGAUGGAGUGAGGGUGUCCCGCUUCACAAUGGUAACACGUGUUUACAAGCACAUUCGAGAGUGCAUCCUCACCAAUGCUAAGGUGAUGAGCGAGACCACCAUCCAGCUCCCUGAAGUGAACGCUGCAACAGUCACACAGUGGUUCAGCAGGCGUUGCAAGUCUCAGGAACAGGAGAUUUUAAAGCAGGGUAUCCAAGCUCCAGACGCACCCAUGGCAGGACCUGAGGAGCUUCCUGCGGCUAUACAGAAAGGACCCACUCUCUAUUCAGGCAAUCUGGCUGAGCCUCACCUUUUUAUCCUGCCACCAAACACUGCUGGGGAGGCAAAACUCAAGGGGAGGUCGCAACCUCAGGCCAUCUCCAAGGCUCCACCAUCACAUCAAGGACUUCCUGUCAUAGCACGUCCUAUUGCACCAGCACUACCGUUCUCUCUCCCUUUCAUUUUACCAUCUGUGCAGCUUCCUACAGUGAUAGACGCAAGUGCGCCAUCCUCUACAGUGCCUGGUACCUCACAGGUGAUGUUCUUCAACCUCCCAUUACCUUCAGCUAUGCCACCAUCAGCUCAGACACAGACAUCCAGUCAAGCUGUUCCUUACUCCACUCAGCAAUACAGAAAGAGAAAACAGGAGAGGGAGCUCACUGGAACUGUCACAAGAAAAUAUGUGAGGAAGACAGAUGUCAUUCUUUGUAAAAAGUGUAAAAAAGAAAGACGGCCACCAUCACAUCUUCAGUACUUUGGUAACUGGUACUGCAAAGAGUCUGAGACUCAAUCAUACGGUGAAUGGAGGGCUGUGCUGGAGGAACGAGGUUAUAGGAAAAAAAAGCCAGGAAAUGACAACCCUCCAGCUUCAUAA